UGAUCGUAGACUAGUCUAGAUCCCGCGCAUGUGUUGCGAAAUUCUACCGGCUGGUAUCAUAAUUUCGUGAAAGAUUGCACUGAUUCUCUAAUUUAGCACUGAUAUUAUUUUUCAAAAUGAAACCCAUUGCUCUCUUUGGACACGAGAGGUCCAUCACACAGAUCAAAUACAACCGUGAAGGUGACCUUCUAUUCUCCACCGCCAAAGACACCUCACCUAAUAUCUGGUACUCCAUCAACGGCGAGAGGUUAGGAACGUUUAAUGGUCAUGCAGGAGCUGUAUGGUGUAUUGACGUUGACUGGGAUUCACACAAAGCAAUUACAGGAAGUGCAGACAACACUAUGAGAAUGUGGGACGUCAAAACUGGUAAAUGUACAGUAGAGCUGGAAUACAAGUCAGCUGUGAGGACGUGUGGGUUCAGUUACAGCAGUAAUUACUUCUUCACUACCACAGAUCGUACUAUGGGUCAGACUAGUGAUUUAUGUGUGUAUGAUGAGAGAGAUCCCGAUCAAAUAGAAAAUAACAACCCAUUCAUGAGGAUACCGAUGGAUACAGCCAAGAUCACAUCAGCAAUAUGGACCUUUCAAGAUACUGCUAUAUUAACUGGUCAUGAGAAUGGGGAACUAACGCUUUGGGAUAUACAGAUGCGAGAUUCCAUAGGAUCAACAAUUGAUAUUCACCAGAAACAAAUCAAUGACAUUCAGAAACACAGCAAGUACGACAUGGUUAUCACAGCAUCUAAGGAUUGCACAUCUAAGCUAAUUGAGUUACCUGAUCUCACCCUUCUGAAGACGUAUAAGACAGAAAGACCUGUGAAUUCAGCUGCUUUAUCCCCUAUUAAAGAUCAUGUAUUGGUAGGAGGCGGUCAGGAAGCCAUGGACGUUACAACUACUUCAGGGAGGGUUGGUAAAUUUGAUGCUCGUUUCUACCAUGCCAUCUUUGAGGAGGAGUUUGGCAAGGUCAAAGGUCAUUUUGGUCCAAUCAACAGUGUAGCUUUUCAUCCUGAUGGAAUGGGAUUCAGCACCGGCGGAGAAGAUGGCUACGUCAGAGUCCAUUCAUUUGACCCGAACUACUUUGAGUUUGAAUUUGAAUAUUAGCCUUCCCUGUACAUUUUAUUUCAUUGUAUUUCCAUGUAUACAUUCGUAAUUCCGAAGCUUCGUUAUUCCGAAGGUUCGGAUAUUCCGAAGGUUCGUUAAUCUGAAAGCGAAAUAAGGUUCGUUGUGCCGAAGGUUCAACAAUCUGAAAAAAGAAUGAGGUUCGUUGUUCUGAAGGUUCGUUAAUCCGAAAACGAAAUAAGGUUUGUUCCGUGGGUUCGUUUAU
This is a messenger RNA of Lytechinus variegatus (green sea urchin), 1320 nucleotides long. Its product is annotated as eukaryotic translation initiation factor 3 subunit I-like. Gene Ontology annotation, cellular component: cytoplasm; eukaryotic translation initiation factor 3 complex, eIF3m. NCBI's taxonomy places the organism in Eukaryota, Metazoa, Echinodermata, Echinoidea, Temnopleuroida, Toxopneustidae. Bases 117 to 1097 code for a protein of 326 amino acids. Gene Ontology annotation, biological process: cytoplasmic translational initiation. The transcript is spliced from 9 exons. Gene Ontology annotation, molecular function: protein binding; translation initiation factor activity; RNA binding. The record is from RefSeq and is a predicted model, not a curated record.